AUGCUCCGAUCAGCGGUCAUUACGCGCUCCCAGGAGAUCAAGCGAGCUGUCGGACGCCAGUUUGCGUCCGCCGCGGCAGCAGCUGCUGAAAGCGCGGGGAAGAGCAAGGUGAAGGCGAAGUCGACGGGAGGAAGCAGCGGCGGGAAGAAGAAGGCUUUAGAAGACCAAGGGAAGGCGGCCUCCAUUGUGGAGGCGGCGCUUCGCCAUGCUCGAGUAGAGCUGCCAAAUGUGGAUGAGGCUACUCAGGAGGAGGAGAGGCGGAUGGCGAAGGAGUACUCGAGGUUGAUGAUGCAGAAGCACCACCAGCAGAGAGGGGCCGAGUCUGCCAGGCUCAAGCUCAAGCUGGCAGCCAUCCAAGCCCUACCUGCUGGCAAGCUUAGGGAUGCUGCCAUGCUUCCAGAUUUCACCCCCUUCCCGUCCAAUCGGAUUGCACCAUCUCUCACGCCUCCAAUUAAGGAGCUGCAAGAGGAAAGAGCAAGGACUAGCGACCAACAGGCCCGCUCUCUUGCUCCUCGCCGCCAUCUUGUCCCGCUAGCCGUCAUCUUGCCCCACUCGCCGUCUUGUGCGUCGCUCAUCGUUGCUACCGCGUCGCCCGUCAGCACAUUCGCCUCGUCCAUCGCCAUACCUCCUCUCCCCCUCUCCCACGCCGCCCCAGCGGUAGGUAGCCCUCAGAAGCGCUCACGCCGCCUCGACUCUCUUCCCCCAUGCUCCUCUUGCAGUGCUCGUCCUUGUUACGUCAACGUGUCGGCCGUGCCGCGGCGAUGGAUGGGAAUUGGACCACGCAACGUCGCACCCGCCGGAGCGACCGUUCAUGUGCGUGCACGACUCGCACGUGGCGGCGCGCAGCAGAGAGCACACGCGCCGGCAACUGGCGUCGUACCGCACAGGGUGGGUGGGGUGAGGCGUGGGCAGGCGCCGGUUGAAUGGGAGUCAAGGGGGGUGAAGGGUCAGGUGGAAGAGAGAUGGGAAGGGAUGAGAGAGCACGGGCGACGAAUGGCGUCGAGUGAAGCCCCUCGUCUUUUUGUUCUGACGUCCCUUCCUCUCCGCACCUCCCAGGUGUCGUCAGUGGAGCAGGACCUUCCCGACGACCCCCUGCGGGCGAAAUACAUCCAAGGCACGCUCGUGCCCGACGCGCUCAGUUACCUGAGUCGGCUGCUGUCCGUGCGCGUGCUGCCGCCCGACCCGCUGCUGCUGCCCGUGACGUGCGCCGCGUUCACCGCGCUCUCCAACGGCUCCUCCGCCUGCACGCAACUCGCGCCCAUUUGCGACGCCGAGGUGGACAUCGACGUGGACCCAUCCCUGCUGGCGGCGCAUUCGCUCUGCCAAUCAGAGGACCCCGCCACGUGUGGGGAGGUGGCAGCUGGGACAGGCACACCUGGUGCUGACAUUAUCCUGUUCCUCUCAGCCAAGCAAACGGCGACGUGCGGCAGCACGACAGCGGCGGCCCACGCGUCGCACUGCGCGGUGGACCCCGCGUCGAACCGCCCUCUCGCCGCGUCGCUCAACCUCUGCCCGCUGGCUUGGCGCGCCGUGGGGCAGCACUCGCCGUCGUACGACUCGCAGGUGCACGCGGUGCUGCACCAGUUAACGCACGCGCUCGCCUUCAGCUCCGCGCUCUUCCCGCUCUUCAAGGACGUGCGAGGCCAGCCGUAUGCGCAGGUGGUGGCGACGGCGCGGCAGGCGGACGGCAGCAACGUGUCGAAGAUCGUCACGCCCGCCGUGGUCGCCGCGGCGCAGCGCCACUUCGACUGCCCCGCGCUCGACGGCGCUGAGCUGCACUCCGCCCCGCCCUCCGCCUCCGCGCCCGCCUCCUCCCCCGCGUCCGCGCCUCCUGCGGAAGCGAACAGCACGGAGUGGGGGUCGCUGGUGACCGCGGCGCAGCCGGAGGAAGCGCUGACGGGCGGAGUGGCGCUGGACGGGGGUGGGGGCGGCGAGGGCGGGGAGGUGGUGAGCAGCCAUUGGAGCGUGCUGCGCUUCGAGCACGAAUACAUGACGCCCCUACUGGACGGGGUGCCGGUGGUAUCGGAGCUGACGCUAGCGCUCUUCCAGGACAGCGGGUGGUACGCUGUCACGCCAGGCAUGGCGGGCAUGCUGCGCGCCGGCUACCACCGCGGCUGCUCUGCUGCCACCGCCACCCUCUCCUGCCCGCCCUCCGCCUCCGCCUCCGCCUCCGCCUCCGCCUCCGCCUCCGCCACCACCCCCCCCGGGUUCUGCUCCGCGGCGGACCUCAACCGCUCCGCCACCUUCUCCGCCGGGGGGGACGUGCGCCGCGUGCCCAUGCCACUGACGUGCUCGUCCGACUUCCUCUCCGUCGCCACCUGUGACUCGGGCUGCGGCCCCUCCUCCUCCUCAUCCCCUGCGACCUGCCUCUUCGGCACGUGCAAGCACAAAACCAGUGUGGAGUCACAGCGCUGCCAGGCGCCGCGUGGAGCAGAGGAGAGCCGGUCAGCGGAGGUGCAGCAGCUGGGGAUGGCGUACGGCCCCUCGUCCCGCUGCUUCCUGCACGGCGCGCAGUUCUUCGACUAUGCCUUUGGUGCUGGUGCCGUGCCUCCCCCCGGCGCCGGCUGCUACCCCAUGCGCUGCGUCCCCUCCGCCUCCUCCUCUCAUGACUCCCGCUCCUCCCGCUCCGCUAACUCUGCUGAUGCCCCCCCCACUGCUCCCGCCCUGGAGCCCGCGGCUGGCGGCAACGGCAACGGCAGUGCUGCCCUCGCCCCCAAGGCGCAGGGCGGCAGCGCGCUCUCGUUGCCCGCCUCUUCCUCCACCCCCAAGCGCCAGCUGCGGGGCAAGGGCAAGGGGAAGGGCAAAAAGGGGGGGCGGGGGAAGAGGGGGGGCGGGAUGGUGGUGGAGGUGCGGGUGGGAGCGCAGUGGUAUGCGUGCCCCUCAGGGCGCAUGGUGGCGCUGGACCAGGGCGGGGGGGACUUCCACGGGGGGUCCAUCGGCCCCUGCCCUGACAACCGCCGCAUGUGCCUCACCGCCUCCUGCCCCAACGACUGCUCGGGGAAAGGCAUCUGCUACAACAGCACAUGCUACUGCCUGCCCGGCUAUGCUGCCGCUGACUGCUCCCAGGUGGCGUGUUCACCGCUCGCCCUCACACCCGCCUCCACCUGCCGCGCGCCUGCCUCCUGCGACCACGCCUCGGGUCUCUGCCUCCUGCCCUCCGGCCGCCCCUCGCCCCUCCCCCUCGCCGCCGCGCCUCCCUACACUCCCCCCCCGCCCCCCUCCCCGCCUGCUCCACCUAUCUUCCCCCCGCCCGGCGCCCCGCCCGCCCCUGGAAGCACCACCGCCAACAGCAGCACUGCCAGCAACAGCAGCGGCAGCAGCAACAGCAGCAUGGGGGGCGAGGCGCCGCAGCACGGGGUGCUGGUGCGCAGCGUGGUGGUGCUGGGCGGCGCCAACAUCAGCGCCAUCCGUGAUGGCGCGCGGCUGCAGGAGUUCCAGGCGCAGUUCCAAGCGCAGAUGAGCGCAGCGGCGCGCGCGACGGGGUACGAGGGGCAGGUGGAGGUGGCGAUCGAAGCCAUCUAUGCCGGCAGCAUCCUCGUGCAGUCCACUGUCAACUUCUUCCAGGCCACCUCCUUCAACAUGCCGGGCGUGCUGCUCCACAACCUCAUCACGUCCCCCGCGCUGAUAUUCGCGGCGUCGUCCUACUUCCUGGCUUUGCCCUCGGGGCGCAUCUCGUCCUUCAACUGCUCCAUGGCCGCCGCGCCCGCCUCCAACAGCGCGCCCCAGGGCGCCGAGGGGCCGCCGCUGGGCAUCUCGUACGGCGCGUGGGCCGCCAUGGCUGCUGCUAUCCUCGUGGCUGGCGUCGCCAUCUGCACCGUGCUCAGCCGCAGGGCAUCAAGAAGGCGACGCGAGGCGCUACUCUACGCACAUGGGUACGACGCGACAGGAGCGCCGUGGUACAUGGAGGGGGAGGAGUACGAGGACGACAUGGAGGCGGACCUCGACCUCGAUCUCGACCCCCUUGAAGCCUACGCGCAGCUGGUGGCGGAGGCACAGCAGCACCAGGGGGGCGACAUGGGGGGAAUGGGCGGCAUGGGGGGGAUGGGCGGGAUGGGGGAGGAGGGCAUGCAGGGGGCCAUGGCACAGCUCUCAUCCCUGCCCUCAUCGCUGCAUGCAGCAGCCUUCAUGGCCGCAGCAGCAGGGGGCGGCGCAGCACCCCCACCAGGCCCCACCCCCCCUCUCCUCCCCGCCAGUGAGCGCCUCCCUUCGCCCUCGCGCCCUCUCUUCGCCCUCCCGUCCUUCUCAUCGCGCCGCCACCCCUCCGCCUUCAAGCCCUCGCAUGCCAUCUCGGGCCCCAUCCUCUUCCACGCCCCCACCACCACCACCACCACCUUUACCAGCGCUGCCGCCAUGCCCCGCCCCCCUUCUGGCCCGCUCCUCCCCCCUUCUGCUGCCGCCCGGGAGGCAGCCAGGCUGGGGGACGGCGGUAAGGGGGACGACGAUGCGGAGGGGCGGGAGGAGUGUGAGGGGAAAGGCAGGGGCGGAGGCGUGGAGUCAGGGGAAGGGGAGGGGGAGGAGGCGUGGGCGCGGUCGGCGUUGAGGCGCCUGGUGCGGUCGGUGUCGGGCCCGCUGGCUGUCAUAUGGGCGUCCGACCCGCGCCCCCCCGCGCCCGCCACGCCGCUCCACCCCCACCCCUACCACCCGCACCGCCUCUCUGGCCGCCUGCGCAUGGGCGGCGCGUCCGGGCGGCUGUCUGGGCGGCUGUCCGGGCGGCUGGUGUCCGGGCGGCCAGUGGGCGGGCCGAGGCGGUCGGGGGAGUUGAGGCGGUCAGGGGAGCUGGCAGAGGGGGCGGGCGCGCGGGCAGGGGCCAGGCGGUUCCCCUCAGGCGAGCUGGGCGCGGGGGUGGGCGCGGGGGGGAGGCAGAGGGGGAUGUCAGGGCCUAUCGAUGCCAUGGGGCGGCCGGCAGGGGCGGAGUUCAUGGGUGUGGGCGCGGGCGUGGGCAGGCAUGCUGGGGGUCUGGGCGGGGGUACAUUGCCCCUGUCCCUCGCCGCAGGCAGCUACGCUGGCAGCUAUGGCGGAAGCUACGGGGGAAGCUAUGGGGGGAGUCAUGGGGGGAGUCAUGGGGGCAGCAACGCGGGCAGCCAGCCCGGCACACAGCCGCAGUCACCGUCCAACCGAGGGGGGGCAGGGAGGCGAGCAGGGGGCGAGCAGGAGGCGGAGGGCAGUGCGGCAGUGGGCUCGCUGAGUGGGAUAGAGCCGUCACUGCUGCACCAGAUGCACCUGCACGGCAUGCACCUCCCCCACCACCUGCCCAUCCACGCGUCCGCGUCGCAGCCGUCCAUGGCCGCCCAUGGGCAUGCCUCACCACAGCCGAGCGCACAGCCCACACAGGGUACAGCAGCGGCAGCGGCGGCAGCGGGGUGGGGGGAGGGCGGGGCAGGGCGCAUGGUGCGGGUGAGCUCUGCGGACUUCCCUGGUGCUGCUGCCGCUGCAGGGGGCCAAGGGGGUCUGGCACGGGCGAGCAGUGGGGGCCUGCCGGGCACGGGGGGCUCCACGCCCACGUUGAGGCGCGGCCUCUCUGUGUCGCCCUCCCACCGCGCUGCUCUCGUUGCCGCCCUCGCUGCUGCUGCAGGUCAGCCCACUUCCCUGCCCCGCCCUCUCUGUCCUUGCAUCAGCCUCGUGCUUUAUCUCCCCCAGCUGCUGAAGUGCAUGACUCUUCAUCCUCACCUCACCUUCCCCUCAUACCCUCACUCCAUGGCACUCAAAUGCUGCUUUGUCCGCACCACACCCUCCCCCUUUCCCUCCUCCCCCAUCCCACCAGACCCACAGUACCCUGUGGAGGACAGCGGUGCUGACUACGCCCCCACGCCCUCCAUGCUGCGCUCCCGGAGCUUCCGUGUGGGCCGCUCGGGCCACCUCACUGCCUCUGGUCAGCUCAACCCUUCUGGGCAGCUCAGAGCUUCCGGGCAGCUGAGAACGUCCGGGCAGCUGAGGCGGCUGGCGUCAGGGCAGUUACAGGUGCCUGAGCACCUGAACCUGAACAGCACCACCACUGCCUACCCCACCGGCAACACCAAUGGCGGCACCAACCCCAGUGGCAGCGGCGCAUGGUCGUACUCAGCCAUGGGCCCGCCUGCCCAUGCUGCCCCCUCUGGCUCCACCGACACCACUGCUGCUGCGGGAGCAGGGGGAGGCGAGCAUCAUGUGCGCAUGUCGGGGCAGUUGGUAGGUGGGGGACAGGGGGCUGCCGAGGGAGGCGGUUCGGGCAUCGCAGGGUCGGGUAUUAGUUCGGGGAUAGGUUCGGGGAUUGCAGGGUCGGGCAUGCUGUCGGCAUCGGGGUCGGCAUGGGGGCAGAUGCCGCACUUUGCUCAGCUGAACCGGUCGGGGCAGCUGAGAAUACUCAAGCAGCUGGGCACCCAUGGUGCAGGCACACCUCCCAUGGCCAUGCACGCCCACGGGCAGGGGCAGGGGCACCAUGGGCAUGGGCAGGCAAGGCAAUCAUCCCCUCGUGCUGCUUCCCCACAAGCCAGCGGUCUACCAGGCCACUCAUUCCAGCAGUCAAUGCAGUCAAUGCAGUCAAGCCAGUCAAUGCAGCAGGCAAGGCGGUCAGUGUCAGGGGUCGUGCGCUUCUCCAACCCGCUGGCUGCAGCCCACCACACCGCCUCCUCCGGGCAGCUUAAUGCGCCCCAGCGCGGCCCCAACCAAUGGCUGCGCAGAGCCCGCUCCAACGUGGGGCUGUCCGGGCAGGUUGAAAUGUCGGGCAGAGUGGCGCAAUCAGCGCAGAUGGUGAGAGUGCCCAGUAACGGGGAAUACUCUGCUGCCCAGGUCACCCCAUCCGGGCAGCUGAGAAGAAAAUUUCCUUUCGCAACUUCGGGGCAGCUUCGGAACCCGUCAGGCCCGUUUGCCCAGUGGGGCCGAGGGGGGUCGGGGAGGAGAGAGGAGCUGGCAGAGGCGGCAGAGAUGGCGGCAGAGCAGGCAGAGAUGGCAGACUUCUACACCCGCAUGCGCAAUAAGGCCACUUCUGGGCCCAUCUACUUUGGAUGA
Closterium sp. Naga37s-1 is the source of this 6984-nucleotide messenger RNA. The record is from the annotation of a GenBank genome assembly. NCBI's taxonomy places the organism in Eukaryota, Viridiplantae, Streptophyta, Zygnematophyceae, Desmidiales, Closteriaceae.